This is a messenger RNA of Helobdella robusta, 384 nucleotides long. RefSeq lists its product as hypothetical. The coding region runs from base 1 to 384 and encodes 127 amino acids. The transcript has 2 exons. The record is from RefSeq and is a predicted model, not a curated record. Lineage: Eukaryota; Metazoa; Annelida; Clitellata; Rhynchobdellida; Glossiphoniidae.
AUGAAUGAUCAGAAGAAGAGGAAGAAAAAGUUACUGUGUGGAGAGUCUGGAGAAGUUGUGCUUUCACUAUCAUGUGAAAGCGUCAAAGAGGCCGAAGAUGAAAAUGUUGAUUGCUCAAGGAGUCCACUCACUAUAAAUGUGGCCAGCAACUCAUCCGCAGAGUUGAAUGGUCAUGUGGUCUGUGAGGAGGCCAAUGGUGCUGUCACACAAGCAGAAGAGCAACUUAGUAAUGGAAUGGUGAAUGACAGGCUUGCAACCUUUAAACCAUCCCUUCAUUCCAACAGUGAUGGUUGCAUCAUCAGUCCAGACAGCUGUGAAAAAACUGAUCUGUGUUCUCAGCUGAAAACAUUUGAUCAAAGAAACAAUAGUAAAUCGUUUUGGUGA